Athene cunicularia (burrowing owl) is the source of this 1461-nucleotide messenger RNA. RefSeq names its product late endosomal/lysosomal adaptor, MAPK and MTOR activator 3 (gene LAMTOR3). The record is from RefSeq and is a predicted model, not a curated record. The coding region runs from base 221 to 670 and encodes 149 amino acids. The transcript has 6 exons. Lineage: Eukaryota; Metazoa; Chordata; Aves; Strigiformes; Strigidae. Gene Ontology annotation, cellular component: Ragulator complex. Gene Ontology annotation, biological process: positive regulation of TOR signaling; cellular response to amino acid stimulus.
AUUAUUUUAUCAUGGCAAUAUCUCAUUUCUGUAGGUGCUUUUAUAUAAAUAAAUAAAUAAAACAAAAGCUUACAUAGAUGUUUCCAGAGAAGGGAGAAAAUAAUCUGCCUCAGACCACGGUACAUACAAACACUGCUUUUCCGGGCAACCAAGGACAUGCAGCAUGUCCUGUAAAACAUCAUAAGCUCUAAAUCAUUGCUUAAUCUUUUGCCAGUGCUGAAUGUUUUUUCUUCCUGGACUUGAUACCUUGGCUAUAUCAGACCUUAAAAACAGGGGGGGUUUUUUAGUUCACUCUCUAUUUUUCCAAUCUAAUUUAAUAUUAUACAAGGAGCUGCCGAGCGUUGAAGGUCUUCAUGCUAUUGUAGUCUCAGACAGAGAUGGUGUGCCUGUUAUCAAAGUUGCCAAUGAUAAUGCUCCAGAACAUGCACUGCGACCUGGCUUUCUGUCCACCUUUGCCCUUGCCACAGAUCAGGGCAGUAAACUAGGGCUUUCUAAGAACAAGAGUAUCAUCUGCUAUUACAAUACCUACCAGGUGGUGCAGUUCAAUCGCUUACCUUUGGUAGUGAGUUUCAUUGCUAGCAGCAAUGCAAAUACUGGGCUGAUUGUAAGUUUAGAGAAGGAGCUCACGCCCCUGUUUGAAGAACUGAGGCAGGUUGUCGAAGUGUCUUAACCUGAUGGUAUAGCCGGAGUGCAGCAUCCCUCUGCAGCCCAGUGGACAGAAAGAUUCAAUAAUCCUCAGUCAAAUAACAUGUCUCAGAAGAAAUACCACAGCUCCUUAGUAUACUAAGUAAGAGUAAAUUGUACAUAGUACUGAAUCUGAAACGAUCUACUAGUGUGUUGUAGGUGGAUGUUACUUUAGGCCAUGCUUCUUGUAUUGUGCAUUACUGGAGAGACCACCAAAAUAGCUCCCAUGGAGUUCAGCUCAGCCUGCCUGAGCCAGAUCGGCAUCGUGCUGUCGGCUCAAGCGAGCAACCCACAGAUCUCUUGCUUUACAGGGAACUGUGCACGGGGUGGGGUCUCUCCUCAGGCCAGCUACCACUGCCUGCUGGAAAGCAGGUCGGUUGUAUAGUGCUAUCAAAGAUGUGGUUGAAAGAGUAUUGUGAGAGCAAUUUCACUAGCAGUGAUGUAUUGGUACAAUCAGUCAACAUCCCAGCCACCUUACCUGGGUGACACUUUGGCAAGGGAGUGCUACUAAUCUGGAUGCUCACUGCAUCCUGCUGCCACUAAGAAGAAAGCAAUUUCUAUGAAAGCUGUUGCUUUAGGGGUUUUCCUGAUGCCCAGAUAAAAGCACCUGAACAAUUUCUCACUUCUUCAUGGGGUUUUUUUGUGUAACAUGGUUGUGAAGAUCUCAUGUCUCAUAGUCUUGGUGUGGGUUCAUCACUGGUGACACUCUCAGCUCAUUUACCCUUAGGUUUUCCUAAGUAAAUAAAUAUAAAUAAAAUACAGUAUUUUUAAAUGACA